Acanthaster planci (crown-of-thorns starfish) is the source of this 6974-nucleotide messenger RNA. RefSeq lists its product as uncharacterized. Lineage: Eukaryota; Metazoa; Echinodermata; Asteroidea; Valvatida; Acanthasteridae. The record is from RefSeq and is a predicted model, not a curated record.
GCAAACACACCAACGAUGCGACAGAGUGACAGUGCGUAACAUGAAUGUGCCGGCAUUUUUUAGGAAGGACGAUUCUACGUCACUAUGCACACCUUUAGCAUAUGCCGUGAUGUGUGCAACGUUGUAAACAGGUUAUUCUCUACGCAUAUACUGUGAUUUUAACGUGCUUUUCACUGUUUGUUUUUUUCCGCCGAACAUACGUACUGGUAUUGUGGCUACAGUGACACGAGCAAGACGUGAAGCAGUAUGCCCGAGUUGUGGCCCUUGUGAAUGAGGCUUAUUAGCAGAAAUUUGCGGCAACUGAAACCUAGCUAGUACCUCAGUACAUGUACACAUGUCCAGUGAGGACAGACCACACGAAGACUAGUUCCCGGGGUGAGCUGUAUAGUGCUGAGACUAGUGUAUAUUGAGCAUCUGCAUUUUUGUCGGUGUAUUAUACCAAGCAUUGCAAAGACAUGUACAUUACACGUGAUUAUGACGUUGUAGUGUCUGUAGAGGUAUUCCGCACACACCGCACGUAUUACAGUAGAUAGCAGGGCUCUAUUUGUCAUCGUCGCCAUCACCAACUCAGUCCAGACAAUACUGCGCUCCGUGGAGAGCAUCUCCAACCGCAUCAGGAAAAUUAUAAACGUGAGGAAAUCAACACCCAGUCCUAUUCCUGCGUGGAUUAGGCCCGACGGUCAAUGGCGGCCAUGUGAUGUAUUGCCUGCCGUUGUGAUUACAUUGUAUUCAGCUUGGUUUAAAUGACAUCCCCGUUAAAGAUGACUGUGGAUUUGAAGGUGAUAUAUAACCGUCCUCCUAUGCUUACCAUUCUGCCUAGGGAGUAGCUUUUCCCCUGCAAUUAACUCUCAUCAGUUGAAGGAAAGCAAGUGUUAACCCACCCAGGACAAUCACGGGCAUCUAUUUGAAUUAUGUAUCCGGCAAGCUACGUGAGAAAUAGUAUAAAUCUUAUUGAUCAAAGCAAUAGUCGUCUGCGUCUUUCACAUUUGUUGGAUCGUUGUGCUUAUCGCCAGGACACCUUUAUGUCCUCAUAGCGUGUUGGGACUUGUGAUUCCGCUAUGAUAAGUAAGCACGCGAACGGCGGGGUGUCUGGCAGCGUGCAUUAGGGAUGGUUGGAGAUUCGCGCACAAGACGAUGUUGUCGCUUGGAGUUUCAUGGCCGUCAUGUGAUACGGGUACUUCUCUCUUUUGGUCUACAGACUGUUGGAAUAGGAUGUGGCGAAUGGAAGGAGUAAUUGCUCAACAAAUAAGACAAAGAACCAUAAUUCAUCCACGAUGAAGAGGUGUCUAGCACGAAUACGCUUGCUUGAGACAAAGCCGCAACUGCGGCUUCUACAGUGAAGUCUGCCUGAAUCGAUCCGUAGAGGUGAAAAGGGCUUGCGAUGGACACCAAUCCAGAGGAAAGGUUGUCUGGAUCGCUAGCAGAGGUCGAGGGUCAGACUGCGGUUCCUACCUCUCCGCACGGAUCUGCCAUUAGCCAGCAAUCCUCUACGUCACGGAGCAGCGCACGAUCUAGCCACUCAUCGCCCAAAUCAGGACUCCGCCAAAAGACAAUAGUCUGUCGGAAACACUGCACCACUGUCUUAGCUUGUCUCUUAGUCGGGGUUAUGAUUACCCUGGGCAGCGUGGCCAUGACAGUCUGUGGAUACUUCGCCAUGAAUAUCGCCAGCGAGACUGUGCGGUCAGAGAACUCGACCACGGUACUCAUAGAUGAAGAGCUUCACGAGAAUCUCAACAAAUUCCGGACUUUCGGUCCUGUCAUGAUUGGCUUCGGGAGCUUCCUCAUCAUGUGCGCAUGUGUGUUGCUAUGCGAAGAAAAGGACAAGAAAACCAAAUCUCGCACUCAGGCGAAUGAGAAUCUGCUGAGUGAACAUGAGAGGAUCAUGCAGGAAGCUCGGGAACGCUUUUACAACGAGAACAGAAAUGCAUUACUGGUUGAAUCCCAGACAGUGGAUUACCGGACUCCUAAAGCUUCAUCCAACGAAUUAACUUCAUGUAUAGAGUGUGACACGAAUAACGCCAUGAUUAAAGUUACACCCUUAACACCAUCUGGUGCAGAGACUGACGCUGUGAGUGGUGCGUCUGGUUCUCCUGUUGUUCUUGUUCAUGGACCAACGAUCGUAGAGCCAGCACAGUGUGAAACUAGUGACAAAAAGCACUUGACUAACGAAAACGGGUUUGUAAAUAACAGUCCUUCCAAUUCAAAUCACAGCAGUCCAGAUCGUACAAUUGGCAGUCCGGCUCGGAGCUUGAAGAAAAACAAUGCAGUCGGGCCGUCGCAUAUCGAGGAUGUGAGCAGUGAGCUGGCCAUACCAAGUACUUCGGUUCUACCAAAAAUCGAUCCCUCACGAAGUAGCAAUGGGGUAUCGCGUGCAGGGGGAGCUAUUCCGAAAUCGAUUCUUGUGCAGCCGCUAAAACUGUCGCCUAUUCGGAGUGUGAACGGACCCAUCAGGGUAAGACUCGAUGAUUCGCCAACGGAACUGUCUCCUUUCACUCCGUCCAGUGCAUCAAAGUCUGCUGAAUGUUUACCACAGCCCCGCAGCCCGGGAUCGACACCAAGAAGGAUUAAGCGGGGCAAAAAGAAGAAGUCGGCAGGCAGCUUGCAGGCCAGUGGUUUCAGUCAGUGCCGCUGCCUCUCAGACCCUUCCAUGUCGUCAGCACGGUCUCAAGACAGACAUGUAGACGCCUGUUGCUGCUUACAGCCCGACUGCUGCUGGGGAGGCCAUUGUCAGUUGGAUAAAUCAAUACCGACGUCAUCACCGAGUGCAACUAAAAGCACUGACGACCCUUUGGCGGACUUAGUAGCUACUGACAGCAAGGUCAACAUUCCCUUGUUGCAACCUUUGAAAUCAGACAUGGCUGUCAACGCACAAAGCACUGAGUUGAAACCAAAGAGUAUAGGUGAACUUGUCGCAGCUGAUAAAGAAAACUGUAGGAAUAAAGAAACCAUUCUGGAUAAACAUCCAAAUGGUGAAAAUAAGAUGACAAACAAAACAGACGCUCCCCAACCCAAGGGGGCUCCGUCUCUGCCCACUUCAGAAGCGGACAGCGAGUAUUUAGCUGCGGGUGGGAAAAACUUGACACAAGAUGAGACAAAUACAGAGGCACAUAUCAUAAAGGAUAGGAAUUCCAACAUCAAAGUGUCUUCCACGCGGCAGGAUACAUCGGGAAAGAGCGUCCCUUGUAGCGGGCAGGCAAAAGGUGGCGUCAUGGUGUAGCCAGUUUUAAGCCAUCUCCGUUUAUUUACCGGAGAGUUCACAUCACUGUCAACGUUCUCAAUUCACUUUGGAGAAGUGCAAGCUACAACAAAGAUGUUCAGACCUCUCCAAGGAGUUACGUUCGAUAAAAAACACCAUGUGGUAACUGUUCAAAUGUUUUCAUUUGUGACCGUGGUAUUAUAAAGGUUAUUUCAAAACAUGGUGUAUUUAAACGUAUUGGGUCUUAGUUAUUGGUAACCAUUAAUGUAGCUCAUCAAUGUGAACGUGUAGGUCUCUCGUUUAAGUUCACUUUUGGAGUGAGGACGUGUCUGAAAUAAAGUUUUUGCUGCUGGUGGUAACACGUCUAUCCUCCCACGGAGUAGCCGCUGACCAUGCAGGUUAUUGUGGACAAAGAGUAAUCCCUUCAGGAUAUUCCGUCCUAUCGCUGCCAACAAAAUACACAUUAACGCAAUACAUACCCCACGAAUACCGAUGUAUUUGAGGAACUUCUGAGCAACUGUGUAACGGUACAAUGGCACGUAACAUGUUUAAAGCGGGGAUGGAGUCCUCAGUUGGGACAUUGCUGAUAGCCAUUCCUAGGAUACGUUUCAGGAGCGGUUUGGACGGGGAACGAAUAAUCCAUUCAUACUGGCUGUAGUCAUUCAUUGGGACGAGGCCAAUAGACAGGGUAUUUUAAAAAAACGUAAUCCUACUUCAAGGGCUUAAUACGGUCAUACAAAAUUUAAUCAUUGAACAAGAACGCGAGUCUUGAGGUUGUUUUAUUAAGGGAAUAAAUAAUUGUGCUUGACCGGUUUUAAACGUGCGUUUAAGACCGGCUCAGGAGAAUGGACGCUGAUAGUGCCCUCGCCUACGGCUCGGGCAUUAAACGUUAGUUUAAGACCGGCCAAGUACAUAUUUAUUCCCAUUCAUGAGUGAGUCAAAAGAAGUAAACGUGAUGGAUUUCGAACGAUUUCGUUCCAAAAAGUUACUUUCGUUUUCCCAGCGCCCUGUCUAUUUUAUGGUAUAUUCCUUUUGAAAGUUGUCCAAUAGAAUCCCUUUCGAUGAACUUGGCGCGUGGAGAACACGAGUGGCAUGCACACAGACUGCUAACCGAUCAGACCCGAUUAACACUCCUAUCCAUGCGCCAGCGCGUGAUUUACGCAGUAGGCAGUAUGACUUCACAGCGGGCAUCAUUAAAUGUUAAUACGCGGUCACGUGACGGGUUCAGACCAAUGGGAAGAGAAAAACUGUCAAGGUAAAAAAAAUGUUCGGCGUGAAAGUGUUCCGACCUUAGUUUUGCAUAUCAUGCCAAGGUGAAGCUACUUGGUGAUGCAUGACCCUGGAAUGUAUCCUAGGUCUUAAGAUAAAUCAGUUUAGUGCGGAGCACUUCUGCAAAAGGUUUCCUGCCAAAAAAGGAAAUUUUGAAAAGAACAUUUGCUAUGGAAUUUUGCGGAAAACCGACAAAUUUAGGCCUAAUGAAUACAGCGCACAAUACCUUCGAGCGACAACUAGCUUGCUCGAAUGCUGCCCAUAGUGACGUCACAGUUCUGCAGAUAGUUCUCCAUCUUAUGCCCCUCUUCGACACGACACUUUGGCAUUAUUGAAAGCAUGUAGCCUCCGCUGUAUGAUAAUACACUGUACAACGAUUUUGCUGGUAGGCUGACAAUUGGCUGUUUUUAGCGUAAAUGCAGGACUACUUCUUGAAAGAUCUUGUUCAGGAAUUGGCUGUAGCAUCAGCCAGUCACUUUGCCAUUGUGAUACCUUCCCACCCACACGUAUCGACUCAACAGUGGCAGAAAUUUGUGCCAGGAACUGGCGGAUAGAAGAUGGGGGAUUGUGGGGAUGACUUGCCCAGCCGUAGAAUUGUGAAAAAGGAUGAGGUGGGGGAUGCUGACACUAUACGACACUGGGGUGCGAUGUUCACGAUACAGAUGUAAUAUGUAUUACACUCCUGCAGAACCUUAUACCAGCAGAACCUAACAUUUAAACGGCGUAUUUAUGGCCUUUUUAAUUUUACCAUUUUGAGUGCUAUUGAAAAUAUUUUUGGGAAGUCCUAAAGAUUUCUCAUAAUCUGCCUUGAUUGUUUCUUACCAUGAAAAAAUAUAGGGUUAUUGUUCAAUAGUCCCCUAGUCAAAAAGUACGGGAUCUAGCCGUGGAAUCUUAUUUACGCCCAUGCCAAUGGUUUUGUAUUUACACGAUACUCAAAAGAUGGGAAUAACAAAUCUCGAAUCGGCUUUAAUGAUGCACAACAUGAGACGGGCACUAAAGAGGGUAAAGAUCUUAGGUCUUUGUAUACAGGACAUUUCCUAAUUUGGAUAUCUGCAUUAAAAAUUAGGUCACUGUGUGCCAUUCGUAAUAACAUCUGAAAAAAAGAUUACACGUCAUAUUUCAUAUAAUAAUUUCAUUGCAUUUGUCAUUUGCAUGACUGUAUUCCAAUGUGUUGGGAGUUAUGAUGUUGUAUUACAGGGGAAAAACCAAGAAAUACCUUGGGAUUUCUCGAACUGUAUGUCCGAAUUUAGUCCCCAGGGGUAAAAUCUUACGGCUCAAUGAAGCUGCAUUUACUACUCUAAAACAUCGAGUUGUUGUUUGGUAAAAUUAAGUUUCAUUGAAUAUUCAUUUUGUUCCAACAGUAAUCGCUAGGAACUAAUUGCCCUGGUUAGAACCCGUUUUAAUUUUUAUACUGGGCUAUGAUUGUUAUAACUAUCUGACAAUCCAAGCAAGUAACGAAAUAUAAGCGCUAUAAGCGGAUGGGGGGGGGGGAAUCGGGUUCAUGCCACCCCAACAAAAGUUUGGUUUUAAAAAGUGAUGAAAAAAGGGUGAUUUUUGGACUACUUCUGUUGCCUUCUAAAAGCGUGUAAAAAGCUCCCAAAAUUAGCAUCAUCCCUCAUGAGGGCAAUAAAAACGAAACAGAGACCCCCCCUGAAGACUUGUUCCUGGAUCCGCCCUAGUGUUUAAUACACUAACAUUAAUGCUUGUGCUCUGUCCCCACGAAUCUUCUCCUAAACCCGAGCUGUCUCUUUUAAUGGCGACUUUAGAAGUGGCAAAAGUAGUGUGAUUAGUGGCCAUGACCGUCCAAAAUGUGAAGCAUGAUUUACAGCCAGCCUUGAUUUGGCUCGUUAAUCACAACUCUUUAAGAAUCCACUGUAAUACCCUGAAGAAUCAAGUACUUGUCUUGGGGUUCCUCGGCACGAACGUUCCGUUGAAUAUAGGAUUUCCUGAAAAAGUGAAUAAAACUAUGCAAAAAGGUUGUUUGGGGUUGAAUAAUAAAAUCGGUUGUCUGACCUUCAAUUAGAGUCUUCGCUUUUGCGAUUCCUACGAAAAUCAAAUGAUAAUGUUUCAGCUGAAGUUUCCUGGAAUCAAAACAUCCAUGCAGUGUUUUUAGGCUGCCAGAAUAUCAGCAGGUUGUCCUUAAAAGAAUUGUUUGCUAUAGUCCGUCUAAUGGUGACUGUACAUGUAUAUGAUAGUCUAAGGAUAGUUUCAGUGGCAUGCUAGCUUACAUGGGCGACAUAAAGGGAGCAUGGAGACACCCGUGCAACUACCCACCGCUGCUAAUAAACGAGACUGUUACAGCAAACAGCCACGAUUCGAAGCGUUUUGUUGAUAUUAUAAGCACCAGAACAGCGUAACAGGCUACGAGAUGCUUCUUUAAAAGAAAGGAAAAAAAGGGAAACUUGUUGAGCUGGAUUGAAAGGAAAGGUUUAAAAUUGUAGGAGUCCAUAGUUCGAAUCUGUUUUGGGGGUUUGCUUGUUUAUGUUUUGGCGCAAGCAGUUUCCUAUUU